Messenger RNA from Symbiodinium sp. CCMP2456, 3465 nucleotides. NCBI's taxonomy places the organism in Eukaryota, Dinophyceae, Suessiales, Symbiodiniaceae. The record is from the annotation of a GenBank genome assembly.
AUGCCCGUCAUCGCCAUGUUUUGGGGCCACUUGCUUGCCACUGUGGUUGUCGCCACAGGCCCGGCUGCUGUUGCGGCCAGCCAGUGCGAGGGCUUCCCGAAGCUGAGUGGAAAAUUCUUCCAGGGAGCGGUUGCUUCUAUGACAAUCCAACGUGAGGACAAGACUCCUCAAACAGCGAGCUUCACGGGCAACAGGAGCGUGGCAUUUAGCUACUCCACGAGAUCUCUGUUCUACGUGUCGACACAGAGAUCUGCCGAGAAAAUUUUGCCCGAUGGUCAUAUGGAGUUUCAGGAAGACGGCCGCGUGGUCUACUUUUAUGUCAUACUGCGUCCGGACCUCUGGGACAAAACUCCAGAUACGCUCGACUUGUUCGGAAUCAACUAUCCUUUCGCCUGCGUCUUUGUGUCGGAGGAGAGUCCAGCAGAGCUUGAGUGCACCGAUGUGUUUUCCUUUCUCUUCGUCAUGCGGAUCAGGCUUCGGUUCGCUCCCGAUGGAUGCACCCCUGUGGGCUUUGAGGGGUGGCUGACAACGUCGACAGACAAUUUUGAGGUUGCACCUGGGCAAGCGAGAACUCCACAAGCUCGCUACUACGAUGUCGAUCUUGUGGAGACGCCGGGGCCGGAGUUUGCCUUCAAUCCAAACGCAGGGCCGGCUGAGGACUGCGAGUUUCCCACGCUUCCCAGCUCCGUUCGAUUUGAGGGUGGGCUGGAAGAUGUGUUUGUUGGCUCCCUGAACGUUUCCGGAGAUCACGAGAUUCGGCAAUUGGACGAGUUUGGGGACGAAGCGGUCAAUGGGACGGUGUUGUCGAUCGUCACCACCGGGCGUCUCGGCAGGUCUCUAAAUACACAGCCGCAGAACAUGGUCUGCCUGUGUUUGCCAAAUUACCGCCUUCAGUGUCUGAACCAGAUGACCAAUGCGUUUACGCAGGGAACCCUUCAAGGUGUCGAGCGAAGCACAUGCACCGCCAAGGGCUUUCAGCUCGUGGGCCUUUUCCGCGACAAGUUUCGCACAAUGUUUGGGCCCGCUGUUGUAGACACGCAGCAAGCGCCUGGGCUUGAUUUGUUGCAGAGUCCGCAGCCUGCGCCGUCCGAAGCCGGUUUUCCACUGCUCACCAACUUCAUUUGUGAGUGGAGCGGCUUUUCGCGGCCACAACGACGUCCGGGACUGUCCGCUACUUUCCGUAACUAUGGGUCCUACGACAUUCUCUUCCGGGAGUACUAUGUGCUGGCUAACAGGACAGAUCAGUUUAGAGGGCCAGCAGACGACGGGCGCUACGUUGUUCUGCGGCCGCUGUCUGAUCAAAGCGUGGAGUGUGCGUUCGCCAACAACCACACCUUCAGCUGCAUCCAUGCAGUAAACUGCCUGUCGGUUCAUGGCACAGUGGCGGUUGACAUGCAUUUCACAGUGCAAAGCUUGCAAUUUUUCGGGAAUAGCGGUGGUUUUUGCUUGGGACAGCCCGUGCCAAGUGACUACGACCGUUUUCUGGACCAAGCGGAAUCGCUGCAGUGGAUGGGCAAAUGCACCGCGGAGCAGGAAGUGACGCAGUUCGAGUUCUGGGUUUGCACAUGCGCCGUGGACAACCCGGACACGCUCCUGAGGCCCUGUGAUUUGGAUUCGAUUCCGAUCGCUCGGAGCCAAGCGCUCUUCGUGGAGGAGUGCGAGGCGAUGAGUUCGGAUCCGGGAAGCUGCGCGCAGGAGUUUGCCGAUCUCGGGCAGUUCCAGGAGAGACCCGGGAACAGCUACUACGGACGGUUCUUUGUGCCCACGCGGGCCAAUUGCGCGCUCUAUCGCAGUGUCCGAGACCGAUGGCAGAACGGCAGCAGCGAUAACAGCGCCACCCCAGCCAGCAGCGCAGGAGUUUCGCUGUGCCCCUCAGUUCCAGAUGUGGCACGGGACCUGAUUAUUUCCUUGCUGGUGUCGGAGCCUGGCGGCGAUCCCAGCGGAGUGGAGCUCUACGCCCUCCGCGGCUUUCAGAACGAGACCGUGAGGAUCGUGAAGAACUUCGGGGCUUCUUUCGAGCUCAGCUUCGACACAGUCACGCAGGGGAGCUUUUUCACCGUGGGAUUUGGGAAUGGGACCGCCUUCGAGGAGUUCUUCGGCUUCCAGCCCGACUUUUUGGCUCCGUUCUCCUUCGCCAUUGGCCGGGACAUCCUCGAAGUCCAGGGCGCGGGCUUCGGGGCAGAGAUCUGGCGGCCCGUGGACGCCAACAACACGCCGCUCUUCCAGGCCGACCAGGGCUUCGCAGCCCGCAAAGCCGAAGCUCCGCAGCCGUACGCGCCGGGCUUCCAGCAAUGGAGCCUUGCUCGAAGCGUCGGCAGCACGGUGGCUGCACCCUGGGGAAGCUUCUGUGGAACACCGGCGCCGGAGAUCCCAUGCCCUGCCGUGCCGCCGGACGGGACCGUGCCGGGCCUGAUCUUCUCUCUGGUGGUGUCAGACGCGACUGGCGCCGUCGCCCUUGAGCUCUUUGCCAUGCGCGAGCUCCGAGAUUACAGGCCUUUUCUCUUGGUGGCAAAUCCUUUUCUUGGGAUCAGUUUUGCCGACUUUCUGGGAGCGAGGAGGAGCAUACCUCAAGGUACUUCCAUCACCGUUGCUUUCAACACUUCUGACUCGCUCCAACUCAUCCCAGGGCAGAAGCCCGACUAUCAAUUGGACUUCGACUUCGAUACCGCCAGUGGCUACUCUUUGCUGCUCUACGAUGCUGUUUCCGGAGAGUUCACGGACACCUGGAUCUGGACUUUCCAAGGCUUUGCAUCUCGUCGGCCCGGGCCUGCGCCGCUUCCUGCCCUUGCCGUCUACUUUGGGAGUGUAGAUGGAGUUGAACAGUACUUCGUCUCCAGCAAUCUGGCCUCCGUUCCCUGGGGCACUUACUGUGUGACUCCAGCAACUCCCGCUUGUCCUCCGGCACCAAGCGGCGAGCUGCCGAAGAUCUUCAAAAAUACCGGCAAGAUCGUGCCAGGUCUCGUCUUCUCCCUGAUGGUCCUUGGCCCGGACUCAGCUGCGCUGGAGCUUACGGCCCUCCGGGAUCUUCGGAAUCCAAACCAGAACUUCACGUUGAGCGUUCUCAACAGCAGUCUGUUCGUAACAGCCUUGGCCAACCUUCCAGCACUCGACAUGUCUGCAGGCGAGAGGAUUUGGAUCAUAUUUACGGAGAACCCGGAUCCGUUUGGACUUUUCCCUGGACCCCCUUUUCCACUUGCUCUUGGUGCGCCAUUUGGAUUCCAGAACCAGAAAGGCGAGAUCCUGACAUUGGUCUCCGCAGACGAGGUCGAAGACAAGCUUUGGGACAGGUGGGGCAUCCCCCGUUCACAGCGACGUGAAGGUGAAGAGUGGGUAUUUGGGGAGGGCUACGCUGCCCGCAAGCCUGGGUUGGCGUCAAAUUCAUGGGAAGGCCUUACCCAGUGGAGCAUCACCCAGAAUGUGUAUGAUCCCGCACGUGUGCCCUGGGGCACGUACUGCGUAGGCUGA